This is a messenger RNA of Folsomia candida, 1297 nucleotides long. RefSeq lists its product as uncharacterized. The transcript is spliced from 5 exons. The record is from RefSeq and is a predicted model, not a curated record. Bases 402 to 911 code for a protein of 169 amino acids. Gene Ontology annotation, molecular function: odorant binding. NCBI's taxonomy places the organism in Eukaryota, Metazoa, Arthropoda, Collembola, Entomobryomorpha, Isotomidae.
UGAAUUUAGUAUAUUUAGUUUACUAAAAUUUUACAACUUAACGCUACCAUGGAUUUUUCAUGGUUUACUUAAUAUCAAAUUCAGCGUGUGUCUACUUAUCACUAAGGUAGCAUUAUUUUUAAGAGAGUAAAAUAAGAAACUUGGUUUCGUGCAGUGAGGAAGGUUAGGGUAGGUAAGUGCCUGUGUACAAAUAAAUUUAACAAAAUAAAGUUGUGCAUUGCUUGGCAAAGUUGACCUCCAUGAACAAUGGAACCAUUGUUUCUUUACUGUCGUCAUGCAUACUUCAAAUUUUUAAAAUGACGUAUUACGAGGCUAUUUAAAAAUUAAAAAACUGCGACGCUUACACCACUCGUCCUUCCAGUCGUCCUCCAGCCCUAGACCCAGCUCAACAAAAUUGUAAAAUGACGUUCCUCCGAAUUUCUUCCCUUCUGCUGGUCACCCUGGUGACUUGGGCUCGAGCCGAUUUCAACUUUGGAAUUGCCGAGUUGGAAAAGGAGAUGGGCUACUUUGGUGAGUGUAAAGGCACGAAGAUCAACCUCCCCAUGGAAAGUAUAAACAAGGGCUUCGGCACGGUUCCAUACUGCACCCUGGCCGUCCCCGGAAAAGCGCAGCUUACUAAAGAGUGUGUCGCCCUCUGUGUCGCGGAGCAGAUGGGAUUCGUGGACCCGACCACUCGCCUCUACCAAUUGGACGUGGUGACCAAGGAAUUCUGGGACAGCGUCAACAGCACCGACCCCAACGUCCGUAAUGACAAGUGGAUCAUCGAAAUUCAGGUCGCAGCCAUAAAAAAGUGUGGAGUAGAUCCGAAACAACGCUUCGAGCUCGUAGACGAUUGCAUAGAAGCGCAAAAAUUCGACAAAUGCAUUAAAGAAGCGGCAAGCAAGGAGUGUGGAGCCAAGCCGGCGGAGUAAUAAUACAGAAGUAAUGAUCCACCAAAAUCUUUGUGGGACUCAAUAAUUUCCAAGAAAUUUUUGCACCAAAAUUCAUAAAUAUUUUGAAAAAUAAAUUUUUCCAAAAUUGUAUGUAAUAAUCAUUCGAGGUUAACUUCCAUUGUAAUUUUUUUUAAUGCUUAUGUACUUAUGCGCAUAUUAAUUUGCAUAUAGGUGUAUACAUACAUACGUAUAUGUUUGUAUGCUUAGCGCAUGGAUGCCUAUGUUAAUAAAUAGUGUCAAACGAUCAUAAACAAGUGACGUCAUUCUGUAAAAAUUUGACGCUUGCAUUACAUCAGCCGCCGUCAAAUCGUGGUAAAAUUAACACCAGCCAGUGACUCUUUGUCACCAAGAGGGCAAACUUUAUC